Cavenderia fasciculata is the source of this 588-nucleotide messenger RNA. RefSeq lists its product as uncharacterized. The record is from RefSeq and is a predicted model, not a curated record. Bases 1 to 588 code for a protein of 195 amino acids. Lineage: Eukaryota; Evosea; Eumycetozoa; Acytosteliales; Cavenderiaceae. The transcript has a single exon.
AUGUCACAUUACAACAAUGCAACAAUUAAUCCUAACUUUAAAUGGGUUGGAGUAGGCCUCUCUUUUCUUCGUCAAUGUAGUAACACUUAUGGUGUGUUUGACGAUGUACCUCCUUUAACAAAUCCACAAGUCGUAGAUCUCUUAGAGGUUGCCUCACCUACAUCUUGCUAUGUAUUGGAUGAGAGUUACAAUCAAAGAGCAGAGGGUGAAAACCCUCAAGGAACCUUUGACGUUGGACCAGCGACGGCCUAUUUCGACGGUCAAACCAUUCAGAUGAAACCUUUUUACGAUGAUCAACAAUCUUGUGUUUCAUGGUAUGUUGGAUCAAAUGGAAAGGUAUACUUUGCAGCGAGUUCGUGGACGUUUACGUAUUGUGCCUCAAGUUUGGCAGAAUUUACAACAAGAGUGUCAAUUGAAUCAGCAUUGUGGUCCAUGGCAAGUUCAAGAAAGAGAAUUCAAGAGAAUAAGAAAAAAUUUACACCUGAACAAUUAGAAUACAUAGAUUAUUAUCUAGCAAAGAUUCCUCCUCCUCCACCUCCAAAGGAAGCAAAAAAACCUCAACCCAAUCCUACAAUAAAUGAUCCAUAG